Molecule: messenger RNA, 2425 nt
Organism: Closterium sp. NIES-67
Lineage: Eukaryota; Viridiplantae; Streptophyta; Zygnematophyceae; Desmidiales; Closteriaceae
Source: the annotation of a GenBank genome assembly
AUCUCCCGUGACACCCGUGACACCCGUGACAGCGCAGCGACAGCCGCUGGGCCGUGCACCACAGCUGUUGGUUCCGAUCCUUCCAAAACUGACAGGCGAAAGCGACCUGUACGAGACUGUACUUCCCCUGGUCAAGGCAAUGACAACCCCCUUGAUCGCAUCCUUGUCGCGCAUCGCACGCUCUGAAGGUGUCGCAGGAGAAGUCGCACAGCCAUCAUGCGAAGGACGCGACGGUUCACAGCCGGCUCAUGCGAGAUUCGCGAGUCCGUUCCGGCUCUGUCCGAGUGCCUCCCGCCUCAUCUGAGCGUGACAGUUACUGUGUCCAUGGCGCAGAGGGCCUGCUACUCAGUUUCGUCGCCAUGCCAUGCACACGGACACUGUAUCGCAUGCCGUACUCAGUGCGACUGGAGGCGCUGAAAAGGAUGGCCUGGUAUGAUGCCUAUGAGAUGGACUAACGUCAGUAUCGAAGGAGCUACGCCGCGAGAUGAUGCGACGCGACGUCACAUAUCGCAGCUUGGAUGUCGGAUUGCGAACCUCGCGUCUUUCGACGCGCCCUGGGCGACGACCCUACUUUCGUCGCCCAAUGGCAUGCGGGCGGGGUGUUUCGCGCUUACCCCGAGGAAGCGUCUCAGCUCGCGGCACCAUGCGAUGGCUAACGUCAGUAUCGAAGCGGUUAUUCCGCUUGACGGCUCGCGUUUCCCUCGAGUAAAAAGGACGGUCGUUUGGGUCAGCAAACACACCGCAACCCCCCGUCUUCCUAUCUCUCAAGCUCUUACCCUGUCUGUGUUCCUGCUACAUACUAUAGCCCACUCCUCACUCAGGCUGCUACUUCUCCUUGCUCCCGGUGCUCCUGCUUCCCACAGCCUCCGGCCUGCUGUCACCUGCACCCAUCUCCUUGCCCUCGUUGGGCCCCCGCUUAUCUUACCUCCAGUCACUUGGCUCGAAACGGGUAGCCAAGCCACAUCGCACGCACCUUCAACUCUCACUUUAGAUUCGUCUCUCUCUCUCCGCCAUGGCCGGCCUGCUCGACCUCGACACGCCCGUGGUGCUCACCAACGCGGCGCCCUCUAACGAGGAUGCGUCUGCCGUCUCCGACUUCGUCGCCAGCCUCUCCCUUAACGGAUCCGCUCUUAACGCGUCCAACUCCGGCCCCGCGGUGCCCGUGGGGGGGGAUGCCUCCAGCUUGGCGCAUAUCCUGGGCAUCGGGACGAGCAACCCGGACCGCAAGGUCAGCCAGGAGGAGUUUUACGAGAAGUUUGUGACGACGCUGCCAUUUCCGGAUAAGAAGACGGAGGACCUCUCGAAGCGAAUCAUUGAGAACUGCGGCAUCAAGACGCGCCACCUGGUGCACGACAGCGACAUUUUCAACACCUACGAGGCCAUCGCCAACUUUGGCUCGCCCUCCCUGGACCAGCGCCUCAAGCUCUGGCUGGAGCCCGCCAUUGCCCUGGGCAAGGAGGCAAGCGAGAAGGCCAUCAGCGACUGGGGUGGUGAUCGCAAGGACAUCACUCAUGUCAUCACCUUCUCGACUUCCGGCAUCCACUGCCCUGGCCUGGACUUUUGCCUAAUCAAGCAGAUGGGUUUACCCCAGACCACGAAGCACCUGUACGUGAGCUACAUGGGGUGCCAUGCGGGCGUCAUCGGGCUGCGCACCGCCGCUGAGAUCGCUGCUGCCGACCCGAGACACCGCGUGCUGUGUGUGGCGGUGGAGGUCAACUCGGUGAACGCGCAGUCGCUCAACCCCGACAACCUCAUCAACAACAUCAUCGUCGAUUGCAUCUUUGCUGAUGGUGCUGGCGCAUUCAUCCUGGGCUCCAAGCCCAGGGAGGACGAGAAGCCUGUGUUCGAGGUGCACCGCCACGGCACCACGUUCAUUCCUGACAGCGAGGAUGUGAUCACAGCCAACGUGGUGUGCCACGGGCUCGACGUGGGGCUCAAGAAGACCCUCCCCGAGCUGGUGGGCAACAGCGUGAACCCCUUUGUGCGCAGCCUGGUGGGCGAGCUGAGCUACAGUGACAUGCUGUGGGCGGUGCACCCGGGCGGCAAGUCAAUUGUGGACAUGACUCAGCGGGGGUGCGGGCUCAAGUCCAAGCAGGUCCAAGUCAGCAGGGACAUCCUUCGGGAGUAUGCCAACAUGGCAUCUUGCACCAUCGUGUUUGUACUCGAUAAAGUGCGCCGCGAUAACCGUCAAAAGAAGGGUGACAAGUGGACUCUAGCACUGGCCUUUGGCCCUGGAGUGUCUGUGGAGGGUACACUCCUCCGGCUGGUCGAUUCGAGGACCGAGUAGUGCUGUAGCAGGGCAAUUUACAAAUUGUAGUGUGUAAUAUGUUAAAUCUAAUUGUGGAAAGCUUUCUGGUUUUCCUUGCUUGGGUAAUGACAUGCACCAACCAUCAUGUACUCGGCUCGGGCUCUUUUGGUGCUUGGC